Molecule: messenger RNA, 1191 nt
Organism: Auanema sp. JU1783
Lineage: Eukaryota; Metazoa; Nematoda; Chromadorea; Rhabditida; Rhabditidae
Source: the annotation of a GenBank genome assembly
AUGUUUUCUUUCCGCCUUCUCGCUUCUCUGAUCUUGGCAUCGUUAGCUGCAUAUGCUUCAACGUCCUACUGCGGUCAAUCCGCAGUGCCUUUCACUUUCCAGAGUCUGCGAUCUGGGAACCCAGUAUUAGGAUGUGCCAGACCGCGAUGCUUCGGGUGGAACAAAAACGGAACAAGAGCAGAGGAUACUGCUCAAUUUUAUCGGAUUAAUGGUAAAGAAGAUGGAUAUUUACGCAGAUCAGAUCAGCUUGUUAGACCUAGCAACCUCAUCAGUGAAGAACCUCAAACCGCGCAAUGCUCAGAACACCACCGAUCGACUGGUUGUGGAGAAGGAGAAUGGAUUGGAGGCAUAUCGCCACAAACCAAUGCGUACAAGCCUGAAUUACCAGUGCGAUGCUGUUCCUAUGCACCAUUGGCAGAUUCCGAAGAUAGAGGAAUCGCUCCUAUUCAACAGGGACAAAUUUUCAUCGGCGGAGAGGUCAUCGAAAACGAUCGCUUGGUUGCAUUCGACUACAUAUCUAACAUAAAGAAAAAUGUAUUCCAGAACGGAACAAUCGAGUAUUCUGUAUACGUCAGACGGUUCCUGUGUAGUGACAGUUCGGAGGCUGAAGAUCUAACAGUUUCGAACAGUGCUGUUCUCAGAAAUUUAGAUGGAGACGUCGAAGUCAAGUCUAAAGAAGGAAAACCCAAAACCGUUGCUUUUGGAGUACCUAACACUGCUCAAGCUGCUGCUGCUGCCCCUAACAACGCUGCUUACAACUCUCCAAGUUCUCAAGCUUACUCACAACCUCAAUUGCUUCAAGCUGUAUUCCCACAAGUUCAGUUCCCCCAAGCACAAUUCUCUCAACCUUACCUGGGCUAUCAACAGCCUCAAUAUAACUAUCAACAACAACAACAACAACAACAACAGUUCGGCAACCAGGAAAUGAAUGUGAACCAACCUAGUUCGGAUUUAGGCGGUUCGCAGACAACCAAGAAUGUUGAUGCUUUACCUAAAGCCCCAAACAGUGGAAUUCUGGAUCUUACUCAAUUGGGUAUAACACCCUUGCCAACACUCCCACCAAUGACACUCCCAGCAUUGGAAGAUUUGCCCAAACUCGAAAUUCCAUCUGUAGAAGAUGUGGAAAACGUUAUCCCUCCUAUGCAGAAAGCUAUACUCACGAACAUUGCCAAGUUCUUCGGAGUAUUGUGA